CAGUUCUCUAGACAACCAGCAGAGGGCGACAGGGUACAUUCAUUUCUCUACCCUGUGGAGGUUGUUUGGGUUUCUGUGCCGGGGUUGAGAGCAGGAAUUUAACUCUGUGCUAUGAUUUUAGUUGGAUAAUCAUCGCUGCAUUCCUCUUUCAGAGAGCUUUUAUUUUAGGGACUGUCAAAACAUUGGCACCUCUCAGCUGCUGGUCUCUCAACUCACAGCCUCACGGAGGAAAUUAAAGCCCGUAAUGUUCAACCCACACAUCCAUCAGCAACAACAACAGCAGCAGCAGCAGCAAUUUCACCAGCACCUGCGGCAGCUGCAACAACUUUUCCAGCAGCAGCCUCCGCCUCCUCCUCCGCCGCAGCCGCCUCCGGGGCAUCAUGUCGCCCAUCACCACCACCAGACACCGCGAGCCAUUCCUGUUCCUCCCCAGACGGCCCCUCCUCCCAGGAUGGUCAACCUGUGCCAGGCAACUCAGACUACCAUCAUCGCUCCCAAUCCUAUGCUGCAGGGGGCCCUGCUGAUGCAGCAGAUGCAGGGUAACAUGCGGAACUUUGGGAUGGGUGGACAGCAGUUCCGUCAGUUCUUCACAGCUUCAACAAGGUCGUCUCUGCUCGGACCAGUUCCCAUGGGCGUGGCCAUCAAGUCCCCCAUCAUGGGUUUCCCAGCUGCUCGACCUUUCCACCCGCAUACUCGCUUCUACAAUAACACCACCACAGUCUCUUCUUGUGCUUCCUCCUCCUCCCUAUCCUCCAUCACUACCACAGAAGCUGCAGCUCGCCAGCCAGACAGGAAGAGGGACAGCGAGCAGAUGGCAUCAGGGAGCACAGACGGCCAACCAGCAGCUAGCAGUACCAAUGACAAGAUAGAAGCAGAUGGUGCCGUGGGAGGAGUGGAUGGACCCACACAGCCCUCUGACGACCAACUUGACGAACCCGUUCUUAAGAAGCAGAGGACAGAGUUGUCAGAGGAGCUCAAAGAACAGUGUGUUGUUGAGAGUGUCACCAUGGCAGAUACAGAUGGUGAGGUUCUUUCUUCAGAGUGUGACAGCCAGCCUGAAGACUCCAUUAUUCUGGAGGAAGGAGGCUCCACAGGGGCAUCGGACGCUGUUGAGGGUUCAGAGGAGGGCAGAGCUGCUGAUGCACGCAGCCGUUUGUCGGCCCCGUCCCCAUCUGGCAGACUGAGUGAAGAUGACCAGCAGGUUAAUUUACCCCUUGAGGAGAUGUCACAGGACAAAGAUGCCCCUUUGGCUUCACUAGACAACCAAGAGGAAGGAGAGGAAGGUGUAGCAGAGGGUGCCAACAAGUUCUACUGCUACCUCUGCAGCAUUACCUGCCACAACCAGCAUAACUUCAGGAGUCAUAUGAAUAGCGUUUCCCACCAGCAGAGGAUGAUGGAGAUCCAACACAUGAGCAAUGCAUGUCUCGUCACCCUGCUGCCACGAGUUCAGGAGUCUCUGCAGGGAGCAAACAAAGAUGGAGAAAAGAAAGAAGACUUGAAGCAUUGGUGUGCCACCUGUCACACCCACUUCACCAGCAGCAUCAUGGACCACCGUCACACAGAGGAGCACAAACUUGCCAGUAGAACAGCCAUCUCCUCCUGCACAGUCUGCAAGAAACACUUCAGAACCUCCCAGAUUUUUGUGGAGCACUUACAGUCCCUGGAGCACAGGCAGGCGUUGGAGAAGCUCCAUGAAAAAGAGGGCUAUGAGGCCUUGGGAAAGCUGACUGCCAUGGACGCUGAUGGCUUUUCUUUGGAAGAAGUGGAGGACAGUGAAGUGGAGGAGGGAGAGGGAAGACAGAGGAGUGAAGGUGACCUAGCUUGCUCUGAGAACCAGGAUGGCUGGUCCUCUGUUAAAGAAGUGACUCUAAAGGACAUGGCCAGCGAUGAGCAGUAUGAUCCCGACACAGUCUACGGGUCCAGUUUUUUUGUUCCAGUAGCAGGUUUCAUCUGCAGACUGUGCAGCAAGUUUUACCACUUUGAAUCAUCUGCCCUACACACACACUGCAAAUCACUGAAGCACUUUGAGAAGCUCAAGAGGCACAGAGAGUUGCUGAGUCAAAAGGAUGAAACUGUUGCAUCUUCCAGAGAAUCUCUCCAUGCUGCAGGCAGCUUCCGGCCUGUAACAGAAACCACCACAGACUGUUCAGAUGAAAAUCCCCACUCUGAUGACAUUGGUUUAGUGACUAACAUAAACUCCGUGCAGCCUAUCAUCACGCUCACCCAGCUGAGUGUGCAGACAGAAAACCAGCAACAGGAGGAACAAGCAGAACCUGACCCAACCUCACAGAACUUAACUACCACCUCAGCAACCAACACUGGCAGUACAGACCAAGACCUCAUCAACAAGGAGGAGGAGAUCACAUCCCAGGACUUGAUAGUUCAGGAGAGCCCUGCUGAGCUGCCUGCUGGCAGCAGAGAGGGGCCAGACUCAGAACCAGCAGCUGCUGAGGGUGUUAAUGAGGAGGAGGUGGAGAAGGAAGCUCCUGCUGUCCCAGGGAAAAAGAGUGACACAGGGAAGGCAAAAACCGCACCCAAACGCAGAUCAGCGAGGGCCACAAACAAACGCUGAAUCUGAGGUGACCUGUGGAAAGAGGGGAAACCUGAAGACAAGAUGUGUCACUAUGUGAAGAGGCGCUUUCAUGAAAGUGAGACCAAGAAGCCCUGCUGGUCUCCAUGUUGGAAGAUUGAAUGAUGGGAAAUCGUGGUGAAACAUGACUGCUUAUGUGACUUGUUCUCCCAGGGUGGGAAAUUAACGGCUAUUGAAUACAGGCUGAAUAAGUAAUGGAUGUCCAAGUAUCAUCAUGUAGGUUGACCCGCAGCUUCAGCAGUUGAUUAAAACAAUCAAAAUUACUGCAACACAAAUAAACUCCCAUCAGCUUUUUAGCAGUUCUUAGCAUGCAAACAUGCUAAAAUAAGAUGGGGAAACAGGUAAACAGACUACUGCUGUGGUCAAGUACAACCCCAUAGAGCCUCUAGCAUUUCUGUAGGCUCAUGUCUAUACUAAAUGCAAAAACAGUAUACUACGUCAAAUACAAAUUGUACACAAGUAAAAUGGAAAUGGAACAAAUUGAUUUAAAUUCAUAGAAUAUAAAUGUAAAUUUAAUAUAUACAAUAUUUGAAAGUGUAGUAAGACAUGAAUUAACAAUACACAGGAGAAAAGAGAAAUAUUGAGGGUUUUUUGACAAUUGAAAGUCAGAUUUUUAAAAUGAAUCAGUGAAACAAAUGAAUUGUAGAUUUUCCAUCCACUGAUUCUAUGAAGAUGGCUCAACAAGUUUAUUUCCCACCCCGCUGCUUGAAAGGAUCUGGAAGUUGAUGAGGGGUGAUUGUCGGCUUUUGCUAAUUCUCUAGCUAGCUGUGAUGAAUGAUUGUUAACACGUAGCACACGCUUUUAGCGACCUGAAAUGUAGAAUGUAACCAAAAUAAGUGUUUGAGCAGGUGACAAGUUUUGUUUAAAGAAGUGUUAAAAUGGUACUUUGGCCUGAGUGUUGAGAAAUGCUGAAUCUUGAAAACUGAUCAUCAUGGCUUUGUUCAGGGCUUUUUUUUCUUUCUUUUUUACAUUUUGGGUUUGGUUGAUGUUAUGAAAAAGUUGCCAGUUCCUGUGGCCUUCUCACUGAAACAUGUUCUGUUUUUAUAUGUGAGUUUUUUAAAAAAAUCCCUGCACAAUCUAGUAAUGAAAUAGUUUAGUAGUGUCUAAAAACCCUUUUUCAUCAGCACACAGUCUUAUGGAAAAAGAAACCUCUGUGUUUUUAGAUGUUAGAGAAGCUCUAAAGUUAAAAUCUACAGCAGCCAACAUUGUCACUAGAAACAAAGAUGUUUCUACUGAAAACCAGAAAUUCAAUUCAUAUUGUGAGCUGUCCCUGACUCCCCUAAGACUCAUAUUCACAAAAACCUGCACUAUGUCUGCAUUUUGCUUAUUUAUUGAAAGCUUGUCAGUCAUGGCGGGUAAAUGCUGCCCACAAAUCAAGACUUUUAGCUCUGAUCUGAAGAGAAAACCCGUAUGAAGUGUCCGUAGGUAUUUCAUGUAGCAAAUUAUCCUUGCAAAAGCUCUUGAUUUUGAGCAGAUUAGAUGUUUGGUUUCAGCAUUUCAGUCACAAGGCAGGUUCAUCGUGACUAAUGUGGUGCUGUGGAAACAUUUCAUCCUCCGUGUUAGAGAAGGAUAUUUUAAACCACAAAAAACUGACAUGUAGCAACUCUUGUAGUCACUCGCUGUGGUGACUGUCACGUGAUGAGUUAUCGCAUUAAGUUCUGUCUGAAGGAAAAAGACAUGAUCAAAACUGCUUUUUCGAUCUGAAACAGAAGUAAAAAAGGACAUGUAGAAUAUAAUUUCAAACAAAGCUGUAGGUUUCUUAUUGUAUUUUUAUUCAGCUACUGACAAAUUGAGAUGAACAACCAGGUGAUGUUUUCUAACUGCUGGAAGUUUAAUGUAUUUUUGGAUGUUUGUUUCCUGUUUCGGGGUCAUUUUAAUUUAUAUUAAAACGUUUGAUGAUUCCCA
Scatophagus argus is the source of this 4495-nucleotide messenger RNA. It is a transcript of the gene ciz1a, whose product is annotated as cdkn1a interacting zinc finger protein 1a. The transcript has 16 exons. Gene Ontology annotation, molecular function: zinc ion binding; nucleic acid binding. Gene Ontology annotation, cellular component: nucleus. The coding region runs from base 245 to 2572 and encodes 775 amino acids. The record is from RefSeq and is a predicted model, not a curated record. NCBI's taxonomy places the organism in Eukaryota, Metazoa, Chordata, Actinopteri, Scatophagidae.